Messenger RNA from Agrilus planipennis (emerald ash borer), 1358 nucleotides. RefSeq lists its product as uncharacterized. The transcript has a single exon. NCBI's taxonomy places the organism in Eukaryota, Metazoa, Arthropoda, Insecta, Coleoptera, Buprestidae. The record is from RefSeq and is a predicted model, not a curated record. Bases 68 to 1354 code for a protein of 428 amino acids. Gene Ontology annotation, cellular component: mitochondrion.
UGAUUAUUAGGUUAUUUAGGUUAGAUUACAUCAUCAAUUGAAGUAAAUAGUUUUUUAGUUUACAAACAUGUUUGUGUUUUCAAAAACUCAACAUGUUUUUCUUAUAAGUAAACCGUUAUUAAAAAAGUGCUUUAAUCGUACGUUUCUGUCACAAGCAUAUUAUUGUAAUGAAAUAUGGGAACAAAGACUCUCAGAUCCUAUCAUUAAAAAGGUUGAUUUAGAUGUAUUUUAUAAUGAACUUGAUUUAAAAUAUCAAAAAAUUAGAAAUAUAAGCCCAGUGGAUGUAGAUAUUUUUGCAAAUGCGGUUAACAAUCGUACACAUUUUGAUGAGCUUUUAGAUUUAGUUCAUAAACUUCGAUUAAGUGCUGAAACAAAGAAUACGUUAGAAUCUACCCACCAUGCCGUAGUACGAAAUUUACUGAAGGAAAAACAAAACGAUCUUUUACUGCAGGUGCUGGAUGAUCGUCUAAACUAUGGAAUCUUCUUAGAUUACUACACCACUAAUUUAUUACUUGAUACUUUCUGGAAAGAAAAAGAUUAUCUGUCUGGUGCUAGAACUGCUAGUCAACUUAUGUUACAAGAAGAUUUCUCACAUCCCUUGAAUACCGCUUUAUCGCUCUUACAUUGUUAUAAUUACUUAUUGGAACCAAAGGAAUGGCCUAAACCACCUUUGCCAGAAGAACCUGUAGAAGAAAAAAAAGUUCGUGUUAAAUAUUUAAGGAAUCCCUAUUAUGAUGAUCACUUUGAUCUCAGGGAUCCUCUAAAAAUUGUUGGCAAAACAUUAGUCCUUGCUACAAAACCAUUAGGAGAUACUUUAGAGAAAUCCCUUCAUGCAGUAGGUCUUGCUUUAUGGGACCACAAGGACAAAUUGCAGCAGUUUAUUGCAAAAUUGAAGAAAAACAAUGAAACAAUAUUUGACACAACUCUAGACCUAGUACCAGAUGAUAAUCAGUGCAAAAGUGAAUUAUCUCCUGUUUCUACUCAAACCGGUGAUCUACAAAACCUUUUACAAGUAAAAGUUAAAAAAGCUGAACAAACCACAUCUGAGAAAGACAUUGCUAGUCAGUGUGACACUUAUGCUCAAUGGAUUGAUGAUAGAAGAAGACUUCUGGAUGAACAAAAUCAAAGAUAUCUAAAUGCAAAAAGAUUACUUAAUAUUGAAGAAACACAGAAAUCUCUUCAAGAAAGAGAAAAGCUCCUGUGGUUUUUCGAAAAUCAGGACAAAAUUGAACUGCAGAUUGAAGCUAAUGAAGCUCUUGCAGCUACUAACACAAACUUUCUAACUAAAAAAGAAAAGAAAAUGGAUGAAAAUUAUAUUCCACCAGAAGUAAAACAAAGAAAAACUGCAUCUUAGUCAU